CACCUCUACGAUCCGAACAAAUGUGUCGGACAUGAAUUUGUCGUGAAACCAGAAAAAAGGCAGAAAUAGAAAUUUCUGGUUACGGUUGAGCGUCAAAGUAUUGUCCGGAGCAAAAAAGAAUUCGUCGUGUUUCAGAGUUCUCUCUCGCGCCCUCCAUUUUGACUCUUCAAUUGAGAGUCGAUCGAUUUCGUGGGUCGGUCGAUUUUUCUCCUUCAUCACCCGAUCUCUCAUCUUUCAAGGUCAGUCGGCCGACUUUGGAUCUCAGUUCUUCUCGAUCCGAUUUCCAUCUUGUUGUUCAUUUUCGCUUCGAUCUGAUUUUGAGGAGGGGGUGGUUGUGGAUACACCGUGCUUAGGAAGGAAUGUAUCAAAUUGGGAUUCCUUGUUUUUGGGGUUGUUGAUGAUACGAUCUUGAAUUCUAUGGAUUGAUUGCGGGAUUGAAGGAAUUUGAUUUUCGAGAAACUCGAUUAUAUGCCCGAUCUGGAUGCGAAAGAUCAAAGAUCGCAAUUACGAUGGUCUAAUUGGAGAUCUGACGAUUUUUUUUGUUUUGAAUUUGUGACAAAUUUCCCUAAUCGUAAUUUGUUCACUUCAUUUAUCUUCUCCAAAUCUAUUAAGUCUUUGGAAAAUCUAAAUUUCAUUCAUUUUUUUCCUGGUCUUCUGUUUUGGGUUUUUUAUUUUGGGUAACUUGAUUCUGUUGAAGAAAUGGGUUCCAGAUAUGGAGGGAUUUCUGGGUUCAUGAAUAAGACGACCAUUCCGUUUGGGGUGUUGAUUUUGCUAUUGUGUGUGAGUUAUAGGGAAGCUUGGAUUUCGGUUUUCUCCAGAAAUGGCUAGUGGGUUUGGGGAAUCAACCAGCAGGCCGCCCCAAAGCCCCUCGUUUGCUAGCAGCAGCAACAACAGCAAUGGAGAUGCAGGCAACUUCGAAUGCAAUAUCUGCUUUGAAUUAGCUCAGGAUCCUAUCGUAACUCUGUGUGGUCAUCUCUUCUGUUGGCCAUGUCUCUACAAAUGGCUACAUUUCCACUCUCAGUGUCGGGAGUGUCCUGUUUGUAAGGCUUUGGUUGAGGAGGAAAAGCUGGUUCCUUUGUAUGGUAGAGGGAAGACAUCUACUGACCCGAGAUCAAAGUCCAUACCUGGUGUUAAUAUCCCAAACCGUCCAGCUGGGCAGAGGCCCGAAACGGCUCCUCCACCAGAGCCGAAUAAUCAUUUUGCUCAGCAUGGGUUUGGGUUCAUGGGAGGUUUCGCACCUAUGGCGACUGCGAGGUUUGGGAGUUUUACUCUUUCUGCAGCAUUUGCUGGCCUCAUCCCUUCACUCUUCAAUCUACCUGGUCAUGGGUUUCCAGAUGCUGCUAUGUAUGGUGCUGCUAGUGGUUUUCCUUAUGGGUUCACUAAUUCGUUCCAUGGUGGCCAUGCGCAUAUGUAUCCACCAGAUCAUGGACAAGGCCAACAAGAUGUCAAUCUCAAAAGGCUGCUUUUCUUAAUUGCUUUCUGUGUUCUCCUUGCUCUGCUCUGGAAUUAGAAAUAAAUAUAUGUCCAUGAUAGCUUAAUUGCUAACAGGUGCUGCUAGGUUGUCAGCUACUUUGCCCAUGUAACUCUUUUAGUCUGUUUUUCUGAUUCAGAAAAUCCCCACCCACCUUUACUCUUGUGCGAAGGCAAAAAUGUCCAUAAGUGCUUUGUUUACUACUCUUGUAGCUCCUUCCCUUUUUCUCUUGCACCAAGUAUGUGGAGUGCAGAUCACUGUUAUUUCUUCAGCUUCCAUUAUGUUGUACGGUGUUUGGAUGUAUCAUGAUGGCGGAGCCAAAUGUUUGUGGCUUUUGUAAAUUCAUUUUUCAUUUUCAUGAUAUGCUGAUUACUUAGGACCUCCCUUGUGAGGUGUCUUCUUUUUUCUUUGCUGCUAUGUUAUGAAUUUCAAUCUGGUGCAUCUUCCUCCCUUGAUGCAUACAAGAUAACUGGUGCUUUAGCUUACUUUGGCUCUAUACUUUAGAGACUAUCUUUUGCGACUAUCGGCUUUCAUCUUUUUCCUUGCUUCAUGGGUUUUGUGGUUAUUGCAUAUUCACAUUCCUAUCACAGGAUGAUCCACGAUAAUGUCUUCUCAUAAUUAGGGCUCCUAUACAUUUGUGCACAUUGUCAUUUAGUUUUCAGUUUUUCCACUUACGGUUGUACAAGUACAGGAAGCCUAUUGCUCUUUUGAGGAAGGAUGAACAUUAUUGUCUCCUCACAGACCAAGAGAAGGUAUUUGCCGAGUUAUUUCCGGCUUUCUUCAGACUCCCAAAAAUAUCUUCCUGUGACAGAAGUUGGGCUGUAAAUGGAAGUGUUAGCAGGAUUUGAGCCAGACGGAGUAGCCAAGAUCAGGUUAGUAGUCAUCUUUUACUGCCUUUAUAACUGUUUAGGGACACACUACACAUGAGUAAGUGGAACAGAUUUGUACUAUUGUAGGGUCCAAAAAAGAUAGUGCUAGUUGCUUAUCAUUGUAGUACCAUUUUCAUAUGCUUGAAUUGUCUGCUAGCUAUUGAAUCUUUCAGUUUUGGCGAGUGCCUUUUCUUUUGUCUCACUUUCUGCAAAAACUUCAGCAGCAGUAGAGCAUUGAAGACUUGUAAUGAAAUAAUUCAUGAUUCGCCACUUACUGUGAAGAUACCCUUACAAUUUAGGGGGAGUGGCCCCCGUUUGAUCUGGAUUUUUUCUUCGUUCAGCACAUGGGUUGUUACCUGGGUUGAAAUAUUGGUAUUUGUAGUUGGAUUGGAUGUCAACAACAGAAAACAGUCCCUACUUUGCUUUUACAACUAUUAUUAUUGGGAAUCUUUGAUCCUAGAUAGGCUUCCAUGUUGCAGUAUGGAGGAUUGCUGGCUUCCUCUUUCAAGUGGGACUUUGCUAUGGUGCUGCAAAAUCUUGAGUGCCUACCAGAGAGCAGCAGCAUUCCCACUGGAUUUCUUUUGGUCUAUUUAAUAAGUCGCUACUUGACAACUUGAAGGUUCUUUUAACUCUUGAUUUACCAUAUUCUUCUUCCAACGUUUUGAGGUGAAUCAUAUGCUUUGCUGCGAGGAGCUAAAUGUGCAUUUUGCUUGGAGUUGAUGAAUGAAACUGUUGUUGUAAGCAAGCACUCGGAGGUAUUGGAUGGGUGUAUGUUGGGUCGAGCUCGAGCUGAUCAAUCGGUUUAUUGUGUACCCGGUUGUUUAGACAAAACCGCGAGUCAGAUUGUGUUAUAUGGCUGAAUCAAGUCAUAAAAACCUGUUAACAUAAUUGGCCCAACGACGCAAAUGACAAGGCGACUAGAAUUGGGUUGAUCCGUCUAGACGACAGAAGGAUUGCUAGCUAGGUUGGUAGUGUAGCAAUGUUUCCUUUUUAGUUGGAUUCUGGGCUUGACUUCAAAUCGCAUUUUAACCAUAUUGUCAUGUAAUGUUGCUGCUUUGUACAUCUUUUUUUUUUUUUUAAUAUAAAACUAACCAUAUG
Molecule: messenger RNA, 3438 nt
Organism: Linum trigynum
Lineage: Eukaryota; Viridiplantae; Streptophyta; Magnoliopsida; Malpighiales; Linaceae
Source: the annotation of a GenBank genome assembly